CCGGAAACCCGCCAUCUUGACGGAGGAAACGCCUCGAAGUUGAGGAGGAAACUUACAACUAUUCAGUGGCGUGAAAACAGCAUUUAUCAAAAAUGGGCAAUUUAUUCGCAAACCUCUUUAAAGUCUUUGGCAAGAAGGAGAUGAGGAUUCUCAUGGUGGGUCUCGAUGCUGCCGGAAAGACAACGAUUUUGUACAAGCUGAAGCUCGGUGAAAUUGUCACCACCAUCCCAACCAUCGGUUUUAAUGUUGAAACGGUUGAGUACAAGAACAUAAGUUUCACCGUUUGGGAUGUUGGCGGUCAGGAUAAGAUUCGACCAUUGUGGCGUCAUUACUUCCAGAACACACAAGGUCUGAUCUUUGUUGUUGAUAGCAACGACAGAGAGCGUGUGAAUGAGGCGCGAGAGGAGCUGAUGAGAAUGUUGGCUGAGGAUGAGCUCAGGGAAGCAGUCCUGCUAGUGUUUGCCAACAAACAGGACCUUCCGAACGCCAUGAACGCUGCAGAAAUCACAGACAAGCUGGGAUUGCACUCGCUCCGGCACAGGAACUGGUACAUUCAGGCCACGUGUGCCACCAGCGGCGACGGCCUCUAUGAGGGACUCGACUGGUUGUCCAACCAACUGAAAAACCAGAAAUAAUCACCUCACUGUACUCCUCUUUCUUAGUUUGUUCUUCUCCAAACUUGCUUUACUCCCACUUUUUUAAACCGACGGUGCUGGAAGCUGCACUCAUUUCAUACCUUUCAUAUGUCACAAAGAACGUGAAUCUCUGAAGUUUAAUGUAAAUAGUUGUUUUUGUUGUGAGGCAGCUUUUAGAGCACCAUUAUGCAAUAUCAACUUAGUCUUUCGAUGUUUAUUUACAUAAUUGUUUUCCAUUCUUAGUGUUUGAGUCAUUGCAAAAAAGGGGAGUUUUAAGAAAGUUUUAUCGGCCUGUAAACUCCAAUAGAUCUCAUUUGAAGCUUGCACAUGUAUUAUUUUGUUGUGCGCAUAACAAGACUGUCUCAUACGUGUACUGUAAACAAAGCUGUUUUGUUUGUCUCAAAUCGAGGACAGGAAAUCAACCAGUACGGACACUACUUGCACAGAUUGCUGUUCAAUUUAGAGGAAGAGAAACCAAAAAUGAUUACACUGUCUUCUCAGCAAAGGUUGACAUGACCUCUAGCUUUACUGUCGUGAUACUUCAGGAACCAUAGGUGUGAUGUCUUUAAAUAAUAACCAGCUGCACAAAGAUGCAACUCUGUUAUCAGACUCCCAAUGCACAUCAGUUAACAGUUUUUAUUUUAGGGUUGUGUGUGUACAUGAGAAAUGUCAUUGUUGUGGGUUGUAUCUUGGAAAGUCUGCCCAGAACAUGUUUGGGUCAUAUUUUACCCCAUAAUCAAAAGCAAGAACUAAUAAAAUAAAAAAUUAGAGACUUCAA
Messenger RNA from Xyrauchen texanus (razorback sucker), 1413 nucleotides. It is a transcript of the gene arf1, whose product is annotated as ADP-ribosylation factor 1. The coding region runs from base 93 to 635 and encodes 180 amino acids. The transcript is spliced from 5 exons. NCBI's taxonomy places the organism in Eukaryota, Metazoa, Chordata, Actinopteri, Cypriniformes, Catostomidae. The record is from RefSeq and is a predicted model, not a curated record. Gene Ontology annotation, biological process: intracellular protein transport; vesicle-mediated transport. Gene Ontology annotation, molecular function: GTP binding; GTPase activity. Gene Ontology annotation, cellular component: plasma membrane; cytoplasm.